Eucalyptus grandis is the source of this 2922-nucleotide messenger RNA. Its product is annotated as disease resistance protein RUN1. Gene Ontology annotation, molecular function: ADP binding. Gene Ontology annotation, biological process: defense response; signal transduction. The record is from RefSeq and is a predicted model, not a curated record. The coding region runs from base 1 to 2922 and encodes 973 amino acids. NCBI's taxonomy places the organism in Eukaryota, Viridiplantae, Streptophyta, Magnoliopsida, Myrtales, Myrtaceae. The transcript has 4 exons.
AUGGUUCGCUAUCAAGUGUUCCUCAGCUUCAGAGGACCAGAGACACGCGAAAACUUGGCCCAGUACCUCUACGACCAGCUCAGACGCUUCGGGGUUGAGGCGUUCCUAGAUCGUGAAGAGAUCCGGGACGGUGACUGUAUCAGUAGAAAGAUCGAGGAAGCCAUCGAGCGCUCCGACGUCUGCGUCCCUAUCUUCUCCCAGGACUUCGCUUCCAGCGCAGCUUGCCUGAUGGAAGUGGCCCAUAUGGUGAAGUCUGGUAAAAAAAUUCUUCCCAUUUUCUUCUUCGUCAAGCCCUGCGAUGUGCGCUACAGGCGGGGAACAUACAGAGAGUCCUUCAAAAUCCACAGGGCCAAAAAGUAUCAUUCCGAGUUAAUAAUCAGAGAGUGGGAGUAUGCUCUGGAAAAGAUUGCUGGUUUCAAGGGACCGGAAUUCAAGCAGGCUGAUCUGAAGGCUGCUCUGAGGGCUGCUCUGGAGGCUGCUCUGGGAGAGAUUGGUCAUGGACUGGAAUUUAAGAAGGCUGCUUUAGGGGCUGCUCUGGAGUCUGCUCUGGAGGCCGCUCUGCAGGCUGCUCUGCAGACUGCUCUGGAUGGACAGACUGAUGUUAUACGGGGACUGGAAUCCAAGAAGGCUGCUCUGGAGGCUGCUCUAAAGGCUGCUCUUGGAGAGAUUGGUGUUAUAAAGCGACCGGAAUUCAAGGAGGCUGCUCUGGAAGAGAUGGGUGGUACAAAGGGACGAUUUUACAAUGAUCUCUUCAGCGGGUUUCGAGGACUAGAAGAUUUCAUUUCCCGACUUGGGAAUUUCUUGAUGGAUAAGAAAGAAAAGACUAAUAAUUUAGUUGGAGUAGACAGACAUGUGCCGAAAUUGGUGCGAACGCUUGGUUUCGACUAUCAGGAUGGACGAGUCGUUCAAAAACAAGAGAUGAAUGGGAGGAUGGUGUUUGUAGUGUGGGGUAUGCCUGGAGUAGGAAAAACCACGCUCGCAAAGGAGGUAUACUACAAUAUCAGACACCUCUUUGGUUGUAGCAGUUUUCUUGAAAAUGUUCACUACAAGACCAUACAUGAAGGUGUGGUAUCUCUGCAGAACAAGUUGAUUCAUGACCUUAGGGGAGGAGGAUGUCAAGAAGUGAAAUAUCCCGAAAACGGUACCACAAAGAUAAAACACCUAUUCCAAAGAGAGAGAGUUCUAAUUGUACUUGAUAAUGUGGAGAAACAGGAAGAAAUCAAACCAUUGGCUGAGGAAGUUACUUGGUUUGGUCCAGGAAGCAUAAUCAUCCUCACAUCCAGAAGAAGAGAUAUCAUUACACACUAUAAGGUUCCAGAAGAUAGCAAGGGCGAACAUCAAGUUUCAUCUAUGGAUGAAGAUGAUGCUCUUGAACUUUUCUAUAAACAUGCUAUUAUUAAACCGGAUGAUCUCCCACAGAACUACAAUGAUCUUUCUAGGAAAAUCACUUCUGCUGUGGGACGUCUUCCUUUCGCUAUUGUAAUUGUGGGAGAUUAUUUGCGCGGGAAGGACAAAAAAAUAUGGGAGGAGGCUCCGGGUAGAUUGAAAGGGGAACUGGAAGAACAAGUGGUACCGUUAUUUAAGGAAAGCUAUGACCAUUUGCGGAAGAACACAAGAGAAAUAUUCCUUGAUGUAGCAUGUUUCUUUAUAGGGGUUAAACAGAGAAACCCCCAUUAUAUGUGGAAUGCUCAAGGACGUCAACCGUAUACUAGUGUUGAUGAGCUUCAAAACAUAUCCUUUCUAAAAAUUGGAGAAGAAAAUGAGUUUUGGAUGCACAACCAACUACAAAUAUUUGGAAGAGAAACCGUCAAUAAGAAUUGUGAAGACCCCAGAGAGCCCAGCAGGCUAUGGGAUUUCAAAGAUGUCCAAACAACAUUGCGGAAAAAGCAGGUUAAGGAAAAGGUCAAAGCUCUCCGUGUAACCCCCGAUCGCAAUCGAGAUUCCCAAGUCAACAGUCGUCUUCAUUGGAAAAGUUUUCUUAAUCUAGAGCAACUGACGUUUCUUCAUUUGGAUGGUGUUGAAAUUGAAGGAAAUUGUGAGGAUGACAUUGUUGAUAUUAGAGGAAAUACUGAGGAUGUUCUUCUGGACCUAGUAUGGCUUGAUUGGCAUGGAUGCAGGGAGAAAUCACAGUUGUUUGCAUUGAGCAUGGAGAACCUGAAGGCUAAGGUUUUGAAAGUCCUCAACGCAAAAGAUUGUCCUUCGAUCUUUGCAUCUCUUAAAUUCCCCGACCCAGUCCCUUUAGAACGUCUGAUCCUGGAAGGUUGUUUGUUAGAAAUUCCAACAGAUCCUAGAUUGACAUCUGGCUUAGUGAAUCUAGUUACCCUGAACAUGAAGGGUUGCACAUAUUUUAAAUAUUUGACACAAGCACUGUGCUCUCUAAAAGCAUUGAAAGAGCUUUUCAUUGACGGAACUAAAAUUAAAAAACUUGAAUUCAAUGAACGCUCCCUGCCUUCACUUGAAAUUCUCAGUGCUUGCGAAUGUGAAGAUUUGGUUGACGUCAAUUCCAUUACAUUCUUAAAGACUCUUCAGAAGCUUAGUUUAAGAAGUUGCAAAAAUCUAAAACAACUUCCAGCUUUCCUUGGAUUGCUUACUAAGCUACAGGAAAUGGACCUGUCGCACACCUUAAUUGGGGAAUUACCUCCAUCAGUUGACAAGUUGGACAAUCUUCAAGUGCUAAAGAUGGUUCGUACUUCCCUAAUAGGAUUUCCUAAAGCCAUAAAAAAUCUUAAGAAGCUUGAAGAGUUGGAUUUCACUCAGUGCGUAAGAAUGAGGGGAGAAUGCAUCAUUACAGGAUUGGAUUCUUUAAGAAUCUUGAGAUUGAAAGGCACAGGAAUUUUUCGCGUGCUCUUCAGAGAUAUUGGGAAUUUUUGUCUCCACAUCCUUGAGUUCGAUAAUAGUGACAAUGGGCAGACGGCUUCAUAA